Messenger RNA from Didymosphaeria variabile, 1080 nucleotides. RefSeq lists its product as uncharacterized. NCBI's taxonomy places the organism in Eukaryota, Fungi, Ascomycota, Dothideomycetes, Pleosporales, Didymosphaeriaceae. Gene Ontology annotation, biological process: nucleoside phosphate metabolic process; ribose phosphate metabolic process. The record is from RefSeq and is a predicted model, not a curated record. The coding region runs from base 1 to 1080 and encodes 359 amino acids. Gene Ontology annotation, molecular function: ADP-ribose pyrophosphatase activity; ADP-glucose pyrophosphatase activity. The transcript is spliced from 2 exons.
AUGGACGGAGACCAGUGCAUCUCAGACAACAGGCCGCAACGUCAGACCGUGUUCGAUGGCGCACAGAGGAAAUACUUCGAACUUACAUCCUUCAAUCAAUACCCGGUCGCAAAACAUGCCCACGACGGAAACGAGGUAGCCUGCAGGGUCUACCUCCCACAGGACCCCAGAGCCACUAAAGAAAUCAUUGAGAGCAUGCCAGCAUAUAAGAACUGGCUGACCGGACUGCUCCAAAACCUAGCCUUGCAGCAGAAUCUCCAUCACGUAUUCCACAAAAAUCAGUACAAACUAAGGAGCAUUGACCUCCAAGCCCCUACGUGGUUUCCUACUGGGAAACCUCCUGGAAAACUGGGCUUUCUGAAGGCGCAGUGCGCUAUAGAGGCUGAUCACCUAGAAAAUGGAAAGAAACCGUGGCUUCCCGGUGCUGUAUUCCUACGUGGAGGCAGCGUGGGUGUUCUUAUCAUCAUCCAGCCCUAUGACGGAGAAGAGAAAGAACGACAGAACCUGGACCGAGGACAAGAACCGGAGCUAUUCUCCGUCCUCGCAAUCCAACCGCGUAUAGCCGCAGGUUCUCUCGCUUUCGCCGAACUACCCGCCGGCAUGCUUGAUGACAGCGGCGACCUUGGAGGCAAGGCUGGCGAGGAGAUCAAAGAAGAAGUCGGCAUAAUUGUCAACAAGUCCGACCUCUUCAACAUGUCCGAAGCCGCCGUCAAAGACAUCCACCAGCAGCCAUCUACAAACUUCAACGAUGAGGAUCCCUGCCGUGAAACUGUCCAAAACUCCAUGUACCCUAGUCCUGGCGGCUGUGACGAGUUUCUUCCCUUGAUGCUACUGCAGAAACGGCUCAGCAGAAAGGAAAUCGAAGAUUUGCAGUCGCGCGACACUGGGUUGAGAGAGGAAGGCGAGGUCAUUACGCUAAAGGUAGUUCCGUUUAGACACUUGUGGAGGGAAGGAGGGAGAGAUGCCAAAUGUCUUGCUGCACUGGGCUUGUAUGAGAAUCUGAAGAGGGAAGGUGGGAUCCUGCCGGACAUGCCUGCCAGGCCGGACGAGCAGAGGAAGAGGAAAAGGCCGCAGGGUUAG